CUCUGGAACAUUUCCUUUGAAUAUGACUUCCAAAAACUACGAAAUUGAAGAAUACAAGGUACCUCUUCCGAUCUUAUGCCAAAAUGAUUCUUUCAGGAUAAAAACUUCUUUCAUAGAAGGAAUAACUGAGAAUGACAAGAUGGAAGAUAAAUCAAACAUUGACCUUAAUCACGUCUCGAUCGAUGCACUCGAAACUCAACAAGAAGAAUAUCCAAAAAAGAACAGACGGAAGUCAUUCUUUCAUUUACCCACGACCAAACUUUUCAAAUUCACUUGGUCUGUUGGCAAAGGGGAGCCUCAAAAUCGACUUUGGAGUACAGAUAUAGUGCGUCUGAUUGCUGCAAUAAGCCUUUUAACGUCGUCUGUAAUCGUGUAUACGUCGAGUGACUGGCAAUUUGCAAAUUCAUUGCUUUAUCCAAUUCGUUCACAAUGGGGGUUCAACAUUUUCUUUGUUCUGAUCGGAAGAGCUUUUGUAUCUGGAUGGGUCGUACCGCAAAAAUUAAAAGCAGAGCAAGAUAAGAUAGAUCCCGGUCUUUCACAGUCGGCUGUUUAUAGAAUGGGACAGUCUUUACUCCUUCGACCAUUCCGGUUCUUUUUACCGAUCAUCGUGGUACAGCUACUCCAGCGCAAGACAUGUCAAAGUGGCCCUGCGUUCUCAAACGGGUUCUCUUAUCUAUUCGAUCAAGGCUAUCGUGAUCAAUGGUGUACUCCAAAUUCCGCUAAUAGCUUGAUCACACGCAUUAUCAGCCUCUUUACCGAAAACAAUUCUUCAGUAUUGAUCUAUCAAACAGGUAUGCUUUAUCAAUCACCACUUCUUUUUCAAGCAUCAUUUUACGCACUUGGAAUUGCUUCCCUAACUGCCAUUUUUCGAACUUCAUCAAGAACAUUUUUAUUUAUCUUCUUGGCUCUCAUGAAUUGGACAACAUACACUUUUCUGUUUCCUGUCAUGCUUGGACUUCUGCUGGCGGACUUGCAAGAAUCCAAAGUGGCUAUCAGAUUAUUCAAAAAUAGUUCUUCGCCAAAAGUUUUAGGCUCGAAAAAGUCAUUCUUAGUCAUAUUAUGCAAUGCUGCCCUUUUGACUCUGUUGCUAUUUAUACCCGUUAUACGCGAUAAUUUGUCAGAUGGCUUCGACAAACUUCAAACAUUUUAUGGUGUCGCAAAUAAACCAGAAACAACGCAAGGCUACCAUUGGUUGCGUUUUAGUGAUUGUUUAUCGGCAGCAAUGCUCGUGUUUUUGGCAGAAUCUUUGCAGCCAGCCAAGGUGGGUGUCUGCACAAAGUCUUUGGCUAUUCUUGGUCGACAUCUUUCGGCUGGAUUAGUGGUAUUGCAUCCGAUUGUCAUUUACGGAAUCUUACCGCACUUAUUCAAAUCUUCUUUUGUCGAUAUCAAUGGACAUAAUACCACAUUGAUAUUCAAGCUAUGGGCAAGUACUUUAUUCAUCACAGUCGCAUUAGCGAUUCCAUUCAAGAUCUUUGUCGAAAUGGGCUCAUUGUUGAUUGGAAAAGCAUUGGUUGCUAGCUUUUUGCCUAAUAGCUUCUAGUAGUAUUCUAUCCAUAUCUACUUGUGUAUUACAGUCUCAAUAGAAUUUAUGAC
Meira miltonrushii is the source of this 1593-nucleotide messenger RNA. RefSeq lists its product as uncharacterized. The record is from RefSeq and is a predicted model, not a curated record. Bases 23 to 1540 code for a protein of 505 amino acids. Lineage: Eukaryota; Fungi; Basidiomycota; Exobasidiomycetes; Exobasidiales; Brachybasidiaceae. The transcript has a single exon.